AUGUCUUCCUCGACUGUUCAGUCAUCGUCAGCAUUAUCUGAGAAGCUUAUCGAGCUGUUUCGGAACUUCAGAACGCCAGGCAUUCUGAAGUUAGUCUUCCGGCGUGGUUGGCCGAGAUUCGUUCUAGCCUUGCUGUUUGGAUUAGCAGCCCUUCGAAAGACCAACAGUCUCCUGAGUGAAGCGACUCUGAACAACUUCACCCAAGAUAAGUAUGACUGGAGAAGGGAGCUGGUCGUAGUUACCGGUGGAUCCGGAGGUCUUGGGGACAAAUUAGUACGCAAGCUGGCCAAAAAUUGCAUCAAAGUCAUAAGUCUCGAUGUUGUUCCGCCGAGAACUCCUCUGCCGUCGAACGCGUACUUCUACGAAGUGGACAUCACAUCAAGCAAGUCUAUCAAAGAGAUCGCAGGCCAAAUCCGUCAAGAUCACGGCGAUCCCACGGUCUUGGUCAACAAUGCAGGCGUCAUGAAGAUAGCCUCAAUUCUAGACGAAACCGAAGAACAGAUUCGUCAUGUUUUUGACGUCAACAUCAUUGCCAGCUUCCUCCUGAUCAAGGAGUUUUUACCCUCGAUGAUCCACAACAACCAUGGCCAUGUCGUCACAGUCGCAAGUAUGGCGAGCUUUGUGACUGGCGUGCACAACGUGGACUACUCAUGUUCCAAGAUGGGCGCCCUGGGACUUCAUGAAGGAUUGGCCCAGGAAAUCAGACAUCGGUAUAAGGCACCAAGAGUGCGCACAAGCUCGGGCCCCUUCAAAUCAAAGAUACUUGAGCCCGAGCCUGUUGUGGAUGCCAUCUUUAAGCAGAUUGUCUCUGGCCGUAGUGGCCAUAAGUAG
Molecule: messenger RNA, 831 nt
Organism: Colletotrichum fioriniae
Lineage: Eukaryota; Fungi; Ascomycota; Sordariomycetes; Glomerellales; Glomerellaceae
Molecular function (GO): oxidoreductase activity, acting on the CH-OH group of donors, NAD or NADP as acceptor
Source: RefSeq, a predicted model, not a curated record